UGGGUGCGCAAAGACGUGUCUACUAUGCAGCCUACUCGGCAUUGAUUCUGCUGCUCCUGACCGUGCUUUCCUUCAAUAUCACUGGGCAUCUCUGGGGUUCCAAAGGGAAACUCGCCCCUAUGAGGAUUUCCAAAGGUGUUGUAGAUUCACUGUACGAUGACAUCAGAAUACUCUGCAUGAUACCCUACAACUACAACCAUCCCAGCACAGCAAAAUAUGUGAAGCGAACGUGGGGCAGACACUGCAAUGUCCUGCUCUUCGUCAGUGGCGACAUCGACGAUGAACUGGAGCCCUAUGUGCCAGGAAUCAAUGAAACAGACAAUUGGACUUUGGUGCAUCGGGGCUUGCUGCACGCCUUUGAGGCUUACAAAGACGAGGCCAACUGGUUCCUUAAAGUGGAAGACUCUAGCUUUGUGGUUCUGGAGAACCUGCGCUACAUGAUACACAGCAAGAAAUUCGUACCAACUACGCCGAUCUACUUUGGCCAUGAACUGGAAAAUGUGUACGCACACAAGCCCUUUGUCUUUAGCCGAAGUGGUUAUGUGAUUAGCCAUGAGGCCCUAAGACGGUAUGUGGACCUGGGCAGAGAUCCAAAGGACGACCACUGCCAGCACUUGGAGGGCUUUACGGAGGAGCUGGAGCUGAGUCGGUGUCUAAGUCAUGUGGGUGUGACCGUUGUCGACAGCCGUGAUGAGGACGGAAACGAGACCUUCAUGCCCGUUCCAAUGAGUCACCAUUUCUUGGAGGGCUACGAUAACAUAAGCUGGCUCAAGAACUUGACAUACCAUAAGGUGGACAAGGCAACAGUCCCCUUGUCGAAGCGCGCCAUAACUUUUCGUGUUGGAUAUCCACCUGAAAUGUACGAUUAUUAUUACUUUGUUUAUCGAUUGCAAUUGUUCGGUCUUCCUAUGCAAAGCUCCCCUGAGUCCUCUAAUCAAUAAAAGCGCGUCUUUGGCAGCUGGA
Drosophila miranda is the source of this 963-nucleotide messenger RNA. RefSeq names its product glycoprotein-N-acetylgalactosamine 3-beta-galactosyltransferase 1. The transcript is spliced from 4 exons. Gene Ontology annotation, molecular function: N-acetylgalactosaminide beta-1,3-galactosyltransferase activity. The record is from RefSeq and is a predicted model, not a curated record. Bases 120 to 941 code for a protein of 273 amino acids. NCBI's taxonomy places the organism in Eukaryota, Metazoa, Arthropoda, Insecta, Diptera, Drosophilidae.